Coccinella septempunctata (seven-spotted ladybird) is the source of this 1302-nucleotide messenger RNA. RefSeq lists its product as uncharacterized. Bases 196 to 1215 code for a protein of 339 amino acids. NCBI's taxonomy places the organism in Eukaryota, Metazoa, Arthropoda, Insecta, Coleoptera, Coccinellidae. The record is from RefSeq and is a predicted model, not a curated record. The transcript has 3 exons.
AAGGUAAACAGGCCAUACGGAGUUCCUCUACAGUUGUUUUGUUUGUCUUGUUAAGUCCUCUUGAAAUAUUUGCAAUCUUAAUUUUCUUUAUUCAGUGUUAUCUCCAUAACUCUUGAAUAUAAUACAAUUGUCCAGAAUUUCUUCUCAAAGAAAAUUGUGUGUUCGUAGUGUGAGUACCUAUUGUGGAUUUGAAAUAUGAGAUUCUCAUUAUUCUUAUGGAUUUUCAUCCUGACAAUCUCUGUACAUUCCAUUCUUAGCGUAGAUGGUAAGAAAGUUAAAGGACAAAGUGAAGAAAUAGAAGACUCAUCUGCUUUAAGUUCUGAGCGGAAGAUCAAAGUUAAACCCAGAAAGAACAAUAAAUACAGUUCUGAAGUUAAUUCAGAAGAAAGUUCUUAUUUUAAGUAUAAGACCAGAGGAGACACCAAAUCAAAAAAAGGGAAAAAGAAUGAUGGAUCAUGGAAUGAUGAAAGUUCAGAAAUAACCGAAGAAAGAAAAUUGAAUAAAAAGAAAACUAGGGUGAAUACUAAAAAUAAUCAAAAUGUUGAAGAGAAGAAUCAAAUAAACAACGGAAGAAAAAACAAAAAUUCUAAAUCUCGUAAAGACGUGCCAUCUAAUUUGUCAGAAGAUGAUCAAGACUCUUCCCAAGAAAUUAAUAAUCGAGUUUCGAAAAAAACGAAGAAGGAACGGAAAUUUAUCGAGAACUCUGAAGAAUAUGUUGAACCAAAAAAGACUAAAAGGAAAGUACGGAACAUUGAGGAGCCGGAAGAACUGCGGCCAAGGUCAGUUAAACGAAUGAGUAAACAAAGGAAAGAAGCCCAGGAAGAAGAAGAAGAAACGUCAACUAACGAGGAUGAAACCGAUGAUUCUGACAGUGAACUCGAUACUCAACAAGAAUUCUGCAGCAAGAAAAAUUCAGAAAUGAAUUGUUCCGAGGAUGAUGAGGAUGGAAGCGACAUUUCUGAAGAGGACGAAGAAUUGCCAACAUCAAAAAAGAUCAAGUACAGUAAGAAGUUCGCCCACGAAAAGGCAUCUAAGAAGAAUAAGAAUAAAGAGGCUGAAAGCAUCCUGAAACUUCACAGGAAAGCAGAAUCGAAUACAAGAAGUUCCAAAAGUCUGAAGAAAAUGAAAAGAUUAGAAGAUGAAGAAGAUGGAUCUAGUGAAGAAGUAGAACCUAGAAGGCGUUUUACCGCAUUCGAGGAUGACGAAGAGGUAUAGUUGUCCAGCGAAGUUAUAGUUGAAAUGUUAUUUUGUUGAUUUUUUGAUUACAUGUUAUUUUUGAAUAAAAAUUUACCUAAUUGUUGA